AUGGCUACUCAUGAGGGAAAGUCCAAAUUCACCUUGGCUGAAGCCGAGGAGUGCGUGAAGUUGAUGGUCAAAGCCCGUCGAUGUGGGGUAUGGGAUUCCCUUCUUCGCCGGGUGAUCGACACCGAGGAUGUGGCCGAGGAGUUGGCUUGGGAGAAGCUUUCUGCCGGUCCUUCCGGCGGAACUAUGAACGACAGUAGCAAGAGGCUCCGAGAUGAUCCGGGCUAUUCGACAACGCCCUAUGCACCAGCUGCCUCAGAUUUGACAAGUCUGAUGAGCCCGAUGCCCUCCACUGGUGGUAAAGCCUCGAUUUUGACUCCGUCGAUUGAGUUGCCAUCGGGAGUGGAAUCGCUUGCCCAAUGGGGCCAGACAUUGGUCUCGUUCGGCAAAUACAAAGGAAUGCUGUCGUACCAUGAGCUGAUGACCUCGAAUUCUGAGGGCAUGGAAUCCUACCGCCAGUUCCUGUAUAGCCACGCCAAGUCCGGAUCGGCAGGCUUGAAGGAUGUUGUGAAUUACAUGAGGGCUCAUGGAGGCAAGAAGGCCGACGCUUGCUACACCUGGUGGACUUUGGCUGCUGCUGAACUGUUGGCUGGCAGUGAGAUCGUCAGCAUGUUCGAUCUGGAAGCCCUCGAAGAGUUCGUUGAGCACUGCAUGAGUGCAGAAGGCGGAGUCGCACCCCACCCGCACGACGACCCGGAUCCGUUCCACACCUUCUUUGGGUUGGCUGGCCUCUCACUGGUGGAGCAUGCCAGAGAGGGCAGACGAGGGUUGAAGAAGAUGGAGCCCACUUUGGUGUUGCCUGCUCAGUUCAGCUGA
Durusdinium trenchii is the source of this 813-nucleotide messenger RNA. Lineage: Eukaryota; Dinophyceae; Suessiales; Symbiodiniaceae. The record is from the annotation of a GenBank genome assembly.